Messenger RNA from Vigna unguiculata (cowpea), 2207 nucleotides. RefSeq lists its product as uncharacterized. The record is from RefSeq and is a predicted model, not a curated record. Lineage: Eukaryota; Viridiplantae; Streptophyta; Magnoliopsida; Fabales; Fabaceae.
ACAAUCCACAAAUCUUGAUCGUUCAAUGAACUCCCAAUGGUUCUCAUACAGUUACACGUGCAGCCUAUCGCUCAUUUUCUCAUUUAAUUUGAUUUAUUUUCUUUCUCUGCAUGGAAUUCUCCUCCAACUACUACACCCAACACAAGAUAAACCAUAAAACCAAAGAGCAAAGCAAAAUCAGAGUGUAGAUUGAUUAGCUCUUGUAUUACUAUGAAUAACUAUUGUGGAAGGCACUGGUAGUGGCAACUACCAUCGAAUUUGAUUUGAUCCCUUUUUAAUUUGAUUUGUCACUACAUAUACCCAUUAAAUUUUGAGCAUUCUAUAGGGAAACGGAAAAUAAGGGGUCUCUCCCCUUUUUGUGGGUUGGAUCUUGUACUUAUGGAACUGUCACAUCUGACCAUUUUGAUUCUCUUCUGAUCAUCAUCAUCAUCACCACCUGGUUAAAAAGCAAGCAACUUGGUGAUCUCAAUUUUGUCCCUUUCUCUUCUCUGUUCUCUCCUUCUUUCACCGUUUUGGGUGGGGCUGGAAACAUGAUCAUGGAUUGAAUGCUAUGUUGUCCUUGCAGAUUUGAGGUUUGUGACAUACUUUGUUGGGUAUAUCUGGUUUCUGCGUCAGAUUCACGUCACGUCAGUCCAGUCCAAUGGAGGAGAGGAAGUAUCUGUGCAAGUAUUGCAGCAAGAGGUUUCCUUGUGGAAAGUCUCUGGGGGGUCACAUCAGGACCCAUAUCACUGAAGAAAGAACUAAUGCUGAUGCUGACAUCUUCAUCAAGUCCUCGGAUGCUGUUAAGAAGAAGAGAGAUUUAUGGUGCGAAGAUGUUGUCGGGAACCCCAUUUAUGGCCUCAGAGAGAACCCAAAGAAAACAAUGAGGUUCGUGCAUUCCAGCGCUCGUGGUGGUGGUGCUGCUACCGGUGCUGCCGGUGCCAACUAUGAAAAGGAGGAGAGGUUCUGCAAAGAAUGCGGGAAAGGUUUCCCAUCGCUGAAGGCUCUGUGUGGUCACAUGGCUUGUCACUCGGAUAAAGAGAAGAGAACCAUCAAGUUUGAAGACAGUGACAAGAAACUGAAAUUGGUUAUGGACAGUCAAUCUGAUACCGAGACCUGUGCUCCAUCUCAUCCAAGGAGAUCCAAGAGAAUGAGGGUCAAGACCAUUAACCUUUCCAAUCACCCUUUUUCUUCUUCUUCUCCUUCUUCUUCUUCUGUUCCCUUCGCCAAUGGCUCUUCAACCGUUUCAGAGGUGGAGCAGGAGCAAGAAGAGGUUGCUAGGUGCUUGAUGCUGCUGUCUAGAGAUUCUACCUUCAAGGGUCGUUUUGCUUCGGUUACCGAAUGUUCUGAUAACAACUCAGUUGUUCUAGAAGCAAAAUCAUCCUCUCCUGAUACCCGGAUUGCUGUCACCAAUGGUUCUAGAUAUUUCAAACAUGGUCCCAAAACCAAAAUGGUAGACUCUGAUGUCUCAACUGAUGAGUUUAAGUGGCCCAAAAUGGGAGAUAAGUCAAGCAAAUACGCUGCAACUUUAGUAAAGAAAUUAGUGAUGGAGGAUUUGGAUUAUGAUGGAACAGAAGGAACUGCAAGGAAGUUUGAUUCAAGAAAGAGAAACAACUAUGAGUCUCUUGAUAACAAUCCAGUUGGUGGUUCUAGCAAGAAGAUAGCAAGUGGUUUUGGUAAUGAAGUAUAUGGGAAUGGCACAAAGGGCUGGAAGUAUGAGUCUUUGGAGGGUGAAAGGGACUAUGAUUCUUAUGAUUCAAUUGAGGAGAGCCAUGAAAACAGUUCCGAGACAGAAUCUUAUCCUGCUCCCAGGUCUCAUAACAGCAAGGUCCUCAAUGGAAAGAAGUCCACAAGCAAGGCGAAGAAGAAGUUGAAGUCUAAGAAAAGCAGGGAUCAUGAGUGUCCAAUCUGCUACAAAAUUUUCAGGUCAGGUCAAGCCUUGGGAGGACACAAAAGAUCCCAUUUCAUUGGAGGGUCUGAAGAAAACACUCUGGUGAUCAAACAAGCUGCUCCUGUUGUUCCAUGCCUGAUUGAUCUAAAUCUACCUGCUCCUGUUGAGGAAUAAGGAAAUGGGCAUCCUGGGUUUUGCAUCAUUUUGAAGCAUCUGCUGUUGAGGUACUUGAAUCAAUGUCUCCAAUUCUUAGAAUGUUUUGUCUUUAUCCCAUAUGAUGAAAGCGAAUGCAUUGUACAGCCAUGUGGAUAAAGGAUUUUUGUUCUUAACGCUUUUA